GUACCACAGGCGGCCGCUGGGGGCGGGGCGGAGCCCUGCAUCCCGCUCCGCUGAAAGAUGUGAAAAUGGCGGAGCUACAAAUGCUUCUGGAGGAGGAGAUCCCAGCAGGACGAAGCGCUCUCCUGGACAGUUUCACCAACUUGGAAAGAGUAGCAGAGUACUGCGAAAGCAACUAUGUCCAGUCUCCAGACAAGCAGAGGGCGCUGGAGGAGACCAAGAACUACACCACCCAGUCCCUGGCCAGCGUGGCCUACCUGAUCAACACGCUGGCCAACAACGUGCUGCAGAUGCUCGACAUCCAGGCGUCACAGCUGCGCCGCAUGGAGUCCUCCAUCAACCACAUCUCACAGACGGUGGACAUCCACAAAGAGAAAGUGGCGCGGCGAGAGAUCGGCAUCCUCACCACCAACAAGAACACGUCCCGCACGCACAAGAUCAUCGCCCCCGCCAACCCAGAGAGGCCCGUCCGCUACAUCCGCAAACCCAUCGACUACAGCCUGCUGGACGACAUGGGCCACGGCGUCAAGUGGUUGCAAAGGUUCAAGGCCAGCGCUCAGAACAUGAAAGCCGGAGGAGGUGCCCUCCCUCGCACCAACCCCCCCACACAGAAGCCCCCCAGCCCGCCCAUGUCAGGCAAAGGGACCCUUGGGCGCCACUCCCCCUUCCGGACGCUCGAGCCGGUGCGUCCGCCCGUUGUCCCUAACGACUACGUCUCGAGCCCGACGCGCAACAUGCCGCACCCCCAGCAGAGCCCCGCACGCACUGCAUCCGUUAAUCAGAGGAACCGCACGUACAGCAGCGGGAGCAGCGGGGGGAGCCACCCCAGCAGCAGUCGCAGCAGCAGCAGGGAGAACAGCGGCAGCGGCAGUGUGGGCGUGCCCAUCGCCGUGCCAACGCCGGCCCCGCCCCCAGUCUUCCCAGGUGCAGCCCCUCCCCCACCCAACACGGCCAAAUCUCCCCCUAACACUGCCACCACCCCCGGGCCGCCUCCUCCUGUCCUCGACGGCCCCCAACAAGCCCCCAACCCCCCCGUAGAGAUUCCUCCUGUCCCCCCACCCCCUCCUCAGCUCCCCGCCUCCAUGGCCCCCACAAGCACCGGCCCCGCUCCUUAUGGCAACCCCGCACAAGGUGCGCCUCAGUUCUACAGCAUGAACCGCCCAGUGCAGCAGCCCCAGAACCCCCAGGUGGGGGGGUCCCUGCCGUUCCGCCGGCCGUCGUCUGUCACAGGCCAGCCCAACGCGGCCCACCACAACCAGAGCCAGCUCAACGGGGGUCCGCACUUCGUCCAGAACCCAGCGGUGCUAGCAGGCUCACACGCGCCCCCUCCCCCAUCCAUGCAGAUCACCCCCCAGCUGCCUCUCAUGGGCUUCGUGGCCCGGGUUCAGGAGACCAUCUCAGACGUUCCGCCUCCGCCUCCACCUGCCGACGAGCCGGUGUUUGAGGAGCCCACACCGCCUCCUCCUCCACCUGAGGACUACGAGGAUGAGGAGGAGGAAGAGGAGUCGGCAGUGGUGGAGUACACCGACCCCUACGCUGAGGAAGACCCACCGUGGGCCCCACGCAGCUACCUGGAGAAAGUGGUGGCCAUUUACGACUACACCCGCGACAAAGAGGACGAGCUGUCGUUCCAGGAGGGCGCCAUCAUCUACGUGAUCAAGAAGAACGACGACGGCUGGUUCGAGGGAGUAAUGAACGGCACCACGGGCCUCUUCCCCGGCAACUACGUGGAGUCCAUCAUGCACUACGCCGACUGAGCAGCGCUCCUCUGUUUGUGAGCAGCAGCGGGUGGAGACCUGGAUCAGACAGAGCAUGAUCUCCAUCCCUGCCAAGCCGUUCUAAAGAACACGACAAACUGGGAUCAUUCUUCCCACAUAGUUGUCGCCAUUGUAAAGCAGCCACUGCUCUAGGUAUAUCCUUGUUCUGUUUCUUUAUUUGACCAAGCAGGAGUGUUGUUCCGUUAUAAAGCCACUACAUACUGUUCUGUUGUUUACCCAUUUUAACAAAUAUUUAUUAGUAGUCGGAGAAAGGGCUGGAGGAAAAUGCCUUCAUGGUUAGAUUUCUCCUCAACGCUCCUGAGACAACCAGAUCCUCAAUAAGUGGGAGGUAUGGGGGGGGGGGGGGAUUUCCAGAUUUGCAGUCAGGUACCUCAGGGAUGGUGCCAAAGCUGAGCAGGACAAGCACAUGGGAUGUCUCAGCGCGACAUCUGUAGGCAAACGAGUGCUUUAAAGUCAGACUUCUGAUUAUUUUCUGUGAAGUUUAUUUGAUGAAACGUAGCGUUUCAGGCAGGCGGGUUGAUCCACGCUUCACAAGCCGACAUGCAGUGUUUGAAGUGAAGGAAUCCUCAUCCAGCCCUGACAUAAUGCAAGAGUUUUAGAAGAGCAGCGUUCUUUUUUUGUUUGUUUUCUGGAGUUUUAAGGGUUUAUUUUCUGGUUUUGCUUGCAGUGCGUCAGGCUGCAUGUUUUCUUUCCUAUUGAUUAUCGUCUUAAUAUUUUCAGAUCUGGUGUGGUUUGGUUUUCUAUAUUCGCCCUCUACGCAGACGACAACGUCAUAUCUCGGUCAUCUCUCAGACGCUUGUGCCAUAUUGAAGUGUGUGUUGCUGUUCAGAGGUUUUCUAUCACUCCAUUUGCAAUAAACUUGCCGGGGGAUGGAGGGUUGGACUGGUACUGAAAUGCAAAACUUUCUCAGCUUUCCCCUCCAAGUUGUUUUAGAUCAAAAGCACAUACGUUUCUACUAAAACGUGUACAAGAAGAAAUAUUAUAACUGUGAGAUGUAUUAUGUCUUCACAAAGGGACUUGUUGAAUAUGAAAAGAAGCCAGCUGUUGUGUUGAAAUGGUUUUAGCGGCCAUACUAAGAAAAAAAAAAUCACUUGUCCUCCGUAUAGUUAAAUACGCUUGGCCGUUGGGUGUUUCCACCAUGUCGGAAUCUUUAUUUUUUAUCUUAAAUGGAGAAAAAAAAAAAGAAAUAAGUGGGUCUGAAUGUGAGUCUUGCAUGCCAUUGUUCUUAUGUGUAAACUUACAUGGCGAGGUCACCCAUCUGUAAGAAAAAGACAAGCAGCCCUGACCAGUAACAACCAGCCUCGUCCAAAGAGACUGUCCAAGUUCAAGCCCACGUCCGAGGAGUGUCUCUGACCUGAACGUAGCCGUCAUCGCAUCACCGUGGACCAUUAUGUGUAAGCUGCUAGUGAAUCCAGCAGGCAGGAUGUUACGUAACACUACAUGGAUGACACUGAGCGGUCAAACCUACAUGUAAGGCCUUUGGCCCGCAGGAUUCACAACCUUCUGGAGUCACGGACGUCCCUCAGGAUGUCAGGUUAACAGUCCAUAAUGCCAUUGUGUUGCACAGUUAAAGUUGAAUUGCAGAAGUAUCAUAUUUGUAAAAUCAUGAGAACAAAGACAAUAAAGUUAUUAAGUUUACUGGU
Messenger RNA from Fundulus heteroclitus (mummichog), 3418 nucleotides. RefSeq names its product abl interactor 2. Gene Ontology annotation, molecular function: SH3 domain binding. Lineage: Eukaryota; Metazoa; Chordata; Actinopteri; Cyprinodontiformes; Fundulidae. The record is from RefSeq and is a predicted model, not a curated record. The transcript is spliced from 12 exons. Gene Ontology annotation, cellular component: lamellipodium. Bases 66 to 1754 code for a protein of 562 amino acids.